UCAGAUUCGAGUACCAUUUUCUCCAUGAAAAGAUGGCAACUGAAGCAGAAAUCAUCCCAGAACCCAUUUCUGUACUGAAAGCAGAAGAGGAGAUUAGCAAACCAAGUUUGGAUUUGAAGAAAUCUGAAGGUGGACUCGCCGUGCCUGCGGGAGCCUAUGGAAGUUUGGAUAAAUCAGAUACUAUUGAGUUAGCCGCCGCUAAUAAUGUGGUUGAAACCUUGAAUACUGUCUCUCAAGGAAAUCCAGAGAUACCCAAGGGUGAAAGGUUUUCAAUAUCGCAUGAGAUUUCACAGGAGGAGGAUGAAAAGAUGUCGAAGAUCGAGGUAAUUGCGAGCAAUGAUUCUUCUCUGGAAGAGAAACCUGGGAAUAUUGAAGAAGAACUGAGCCAAAAUGCUGAGAUCGAGUUCAAUAUACAAGAGGCUAACUUGGAGCUCAAGAAACAAGCUUCGAUCGGUAAUCCGGAUCUGAUAAUGGACAGCUCGAAUGAGGCAAAUGAAAUGAUUACCAACGCUGAUCCCUCCUACAAUAUUCAAGAGGAACUUGAAGAGAAGAACAUUGAAGAAAUGAAAGACACCGAGCCAGUGAAGCUGCCUGCCGUAUUGGAAAAGGGAGAAGGCACUGAGGCAACUGAUCCUGCUGAUACAUCGGUAAGUGAAAAGGACCAAUUCGUUUCAGAUAGCACCGGAGACACCUUAACCUCAAAAUCGGUAACUGAAACAAACUCGGAAAUCAGUGAAGUUUCCGGGAAAGAGCUGCAAAACGACAAUCCAUACAAGGAGGUUGCUUGCAUACAUGAAUCUGCUGCUGACGCGCGUGAGAAACCUGAAGAGAUGAGUAAAGAAAGAGAAAUUGAGGAACACCCUAAAGUUGACAUCCCGAGCUCAUCGGUUAGUGAUGAAAUCGUGAAGGAAAGCAUAAAGGAAGGGGAAAGCAUCCCAAUGAAGUCAAUAGAAAAGGCUAAUUCUUCAACUGAGCUUGAGGACUCAACAAGGGAUACCAAAGAAAAAACCUUAGUAGAAAGAAGCACCGAUACUGUUGAACCGGAAUCCACUCCGGUUGCACCAGAAACAGAAGAUAAAAAGCAGGAAACGGAUAAUGCUGUUCCCACUGAAGAAAGCAGUCUAGCAACGACCGGACAUGAAGGGGCCGGCACCAACACUGCUGAACUGGAAUCCGCACCGGCUGCACCAGAAACAGAAGAUAAAAAGCAGGAAACAGAUAAUGCUGUUCCCACUGAAGAAAGCAGUCUAGCAACGACCGGACAUGAAGGGGCCGGUGUAGAUGGUGUGGGCAUUGAUGUGGAACCGGCAGAUUCCUCUGUAUCAUUCGAGAAGGGUAAGGAAAUAUAUACGGAAGAAGGAAUGCAGGAUAGAGUUGUACACGAGAAUUCCGAAACUCCUCUCCCACAAGCAACAUAUGAUACACUAAUGGAAAAGGAGGACAAUACAACUUUAGAUGUUCCAAAAAUAGAGGCCAAAGAGACAGGAACGGAACACUUGCUCAAGGAAUCAGGCGUGCAUACAGAACAGGAGACUGGAAAAUGCAACUCUGUAGCAGAAACAUCGAAAGGUGGACAAUCAUCGGAUUUAGGAUUUGUGAAAGAGAAGAUCGAAGAUGGAAAACAAUUGGAUGAAGCCAUGGGUUCGGACCACACCUCGGGUAUAUGCGAAGAUGUCGAAAAGGUUAUCCAAGCAGAAGAUGGUUUAGCUACGAACUUGGCAGAACAAGAAACUGAAGUGCCAACAGGAGCUCCUGAUCAGAUUUCCAAGGUGAAAAACAUGAAUGUAAAUGAAGAAAAAAGUAAGCAAACCAUCCCUGAACUGAGCAAGAGCCAAAUUGAUCAUGAAACCAUCCCCGAUGUUCAAAACCAAGAAAGUGAACAGAAGAUAAAUGAGGAACCGGAAAACAAACUGGUGGAUGAACAAAACGCAAACGAGAUGAGCAAGACUGUCAUCUUGUCUGAAGAGGUUGAAGACUACACUUCAGUCUCAAAUGAAUGUCUGAAGGAAAGAGAGUCCAAGGAACAGGUAGAAACGAAAAACUUGGAGGUUGAAGAAUAUUCAACCAAGGACCAAGAAGCGUCACUCAUCGUAGAAUCAGCAGAAAGGAAACAGGAUCAAGAAGGGGAAUCAGAAGAAAAAGUUAAGGACAUUGUCCAUGAACCAAAGCAGCAUGUUCAAGAAAAGAGUGAUGAAACCGUGACAAAAGUUGGAGCUGUGACAAGCUUAGACAACACUGAGAUGAAUGUGGAGCUUGUGAAUUCAAGCAAAGAAAGUACCGAAAGUGAUUCUAAUCAAGAGACAAAACAAGUUGAGAAUCCACAACAAGAAGAGGAGAAAACAGAACCAGCAUCGGAACCCAAAGUGAAUGAAGCUGAACAAACCAAAGCUGUGCCCGAAACAUCAUCUGAAUACCCAUCUGAAAGCAUUCCAACUUCUGCUGCAACAUUGCCUUCCAAGGAUGAAGAAAUAGAAACUGCACACUUGAAUGAGAAGAUAGGAAAAGAGAUACAUAAGGAUGCUGAAAUAGUUAAACAUGAAAGAACAAUAGAAGAAGUGUGCUUGCAAAAGGAAGGAGAAAGCGAGCCUAAGGCUGUAUCGGUAGGAAAAACCAUUGUUGACGAGGCUCUUCAAAUUGAGGAACCAGAUGAUCAAAUUCAGACAAGUUCGACAUCACUUUCUAAGGAUGACUUAUCUGAUGCAAAGCAAGCAGCAGUGAUAUGCUUGGAAAAAGAAGAGGUUGAAGAUGGUAAGAAAGAUGAAACCGAUACUGCUCGAACUAUGGAAGUGGAGGAACCAAAGCAUCAAUCUUCAGCUUCAGCAUUAACUGAAGCUAUUGUGGAUCAAGAAACUUCUGUUGCUCAAGCUUCAUUAGCUAAGGAAUCAAGGGAAACUGAAACCUCUGCAUUGACUUCUGAGAAACAUGAAACAAAGGAAACUGAACCGCAAAAAGAUGAGAGUCCACCAAAGAUCCUAGAACAAACAAAUGUUGAAGUUGAGACAGUUGAAAAGGCUUUUGACAAUGAAUCGAUCAAACAGAAACUUGUUAAACCAAGUGCCGGAGAAAAUCAGUGUGACAAUACAAAUGAAACCAUAGUGAAUGAAGUUUCAAAAGAAGAGCUCUUGGAGGUCAAGGAAGUUACUGAAACAUCUAAUUUGAUUGCUGAACUGGAAGAGCCGGCAAAACAUGGCUAUGGAGUAUGUGAGCUCCAGGACAAACUGAUUGAGGACAAAGCAUUGGAAACGACUCAAACAGAAGAGGACAUUUUGGAUGCUCAAAAGAUCAGUGAAAAUGAGAUAAUUGAAAAGCAGAUUGUUUGUGAAGAUAAAACUACUGAAAAUCCAAGCCCAGCUUCAUCAGUAAUGCCAACAGAAGAGGAAUCAAGCUUUGAAUUAUCACAGGCAGGUCCAGAGGGCGCCAAGGGUUCAGACAAUCAGAUUUCCAGUGAAUUAGAACCCACUGAAAACACAGAGAUACCAAGUUCAAUUGUUAAAGAACAUGCUCCAAUAGAUUUUCCGGACAAAGUUGCAGUAUCCUCACAGAAAGCUGAAGUUGAAGAUGUCAAAGAGGUUUAUCCAAAAGAAGCAGAUAUUGGCCAUGGUGGAGACAAACGAACAGACUCUUCUGGAAAAAAGAUAACCGAUGAGUUAACGUCGGAUGAGGAUUUGACUAAGAUUAAGGAGCUAAAAGAUGAACAUACAGCAGAGAAGACGAAUGAAACCUUGAAAAUCCCAAAAAAGGAAAUUGAAAAGGAUGGUGCAAAUAACAAUGUUGAGAAAGAGACUCUCAAAGAAGAUCAAACUGUGAAGGAUCAAGAACAAGCUCAAGUUGUCAUGAAAGAAGCCACAACUGUUCCUGAAGAGGCCAUGAAGAAACCUGAAGCAAGAGAGUUGCAACCUGGAGAAGCUAUAGAGAUUUCUCAUGUAGAAGAGAAAACAGACACUUCAGUUGCGGAAAUAAACUCGGAACAUGCAUCGGCUAAUUCGGGAAAUUUAUCAUUGUCUGAUAUACUCCAAAGAUCUGCUGAAGAGAAAAUAGAGGGGGCUGAACCUGUGAUUGAAGAGAGGGAACUAACAGUAAGAAAGGAAGCACAUGUUGUAGUUGCAGAAACCAUUCCAGCUGAAGAACCAAAAGUAGAUGGAGUACCUGGAGGAGACCAACAUAACAAGAACGACUCCGGCUCUGAUGCCCCGGUGAUAGUCGAGGCACCGAGAGAUGCUGAAACUAAACCACAUAAGAAAUCUCAAAACAUAUUAUCAGGUGUUGGAUCCAAAGUCAAAAAUUCGAUUUCCAAGGUGAAGAAAGCAAUUACUGGUAAAUCUUCUCAUUCAAAAGAACCGAAAGCAAUAUCACCAAAGGGAAACGACAAAUAAAAGAUGAUGCUCAUUCUAAGUCGGUACAGAAUCACAUAUUUUUUUAGAUGUUUUUAAAGGGGUUUUUUCCCAGUCAUAUAUUUCAUGAUUUGUUGAGCUUGGUAUGUCUAUGUGCAGAUUGAGACAGCGGUUUUUGUUUUUUGGAUUUUUUGUAUAAACGUACUUGAACAACUACAUGAUUGUGAACUAGAUUUUACAAUGUUGCAAUCUUUCUGAGCUUUGCUAUUAUCACAUAUAUAAAGAUUUGUUUGUUUGUCA
This is a messenger RNA of Hibiscus syriacus, 4631 nucleotides long. RefSeq names its product microtubule-associated protein futsch-like. Bases 33 to 4373 code for a protein of 1446 amino acids. Lineage: Eukaryota; Viridiplantae; Streptophyta; Magnoliopsida; Malvales; Malvaceae. The record is from RefSeq and is a predicted model, not a curated record. The transcript has 11 exons.